Cucumis melo (muskmelon) is the source of this 2673-nucleotide messenger RNA. Its product is annotated as subtilisin-like protease SBT1.7. The record is from RefSeq and is a predicted model, not a curated record. Bases 136 to 2448 code for a protein of 770 amino acids. Lineage: Eukaryota; Viridiplantae; Streptophyta; Magnoliopsida; Cucurbitales; Cucurbitaceae. Gene Ontology annotation, molecular function: serine-type endopeptidase activity. The transcript has a single exon. Gene Ontology annotation, biological process: proteolysis.
UUGAUGUGUUCUUCCUUUCCCACACGGAGGUGGACAUGAUUGGAAUGGACCCACUAAUCAAAAUUCGGAACUGAGCUACAAACUAUUUAACUCAAGGGAUUUCCUCCUCCAGAAGACAAGAGUUUGGAGAAGAAGAUGAAAACUUGCAGAGUUUCACAAUGGUUUCUUCUGUUCUUGAUUUCAUUCAGUUCAUGUUCAUUUACAGAAGCUCAAAAGAGCAAUCAGCAGUUGAAGAAGAAGACUUACAUAAUUCACAUGGACAAAACAAGUAUGCCACAAGCCUUUGAUGAUCAUUUCCAAUGGUAUGAUACUUCUUUGAAAUCAGUUUCUGAUUCUGCCCAAAUGCUUUAUUCCUACAACAACGUGAUUCAUGGCUUCUCCACAAGUUUGACUGUGGAGGAGGCUAAGUUAAUGGAAAAACAAGAGGGAAUUAUUGCUGUCAUGCCUGAAAUGAAGUACGAGCUUCAUACCACUCGCACACCUGAGUUUCUUGGACUUGGGAAGAGUGCUUCUUUCUUCCCGGCGUCCGCAAAGGUCAGCGAAGUCAUCAUCGGAAUUCUCGACACCGGUGUAUGGCCUGAAUUGGAGAGUUUCAGUGAUGAUGGGCUUGGACCAAUACCUGCAAGUUGGAAAGGGGAGUGUGAAGUAGGUAAAAACUUCAAUUCAUCUAGUUGUAACAGGAAAUUGAUAGGAGCAAGGUACUUUUCCAAGGGCUAUGAAGCAGCAUUUGGGCCAAUUGAUGAGUCCCAGGAGUCGAAAUCACCGAGGGACGACGAUGGCCACGGUUCUCACACAUCAACAACUGCUGCAGGAUCCGCCGUUACAGGUGCCAACCUCUUUGGUUUUGCUGCCGGGACUGCAAGAGGAAUGGCGGCUGAAGCUCGAGUUGCAACGUAUAAGGUAUGUUGGCUUGGAGGGUGUUUCAGCAGUGACAUUUUAGCUGCAAUAGACAAGUCUGUUGAGGAUGGUUGCAAUAUUGUAUCCAUGUCGCUUGGCGGAAACAGCGCAGAUUACUACAGAGACAAUGUUGCCAUUGGAGCCUUCUCUGCUGCAGCUCAGGGAGUUUUUGUGUCGUGUUCUGCCGGAAAUGGUGGCCCAUCAUCGAGUACCUUGUCCAAUGUAGCGCCAUGGAUAACCACCGUUGGCGCCGGGACGCUGGACAGGGACUUCCCAGCAUAUGUUACUCUCGGAAAUGGGAAGAAGAUAACAGGGGAAUCGCUCUACAGUGGAAAGCCUUUGCCGAAUUCUUUACUACCAAUUGUAUCUGCAGCCAGUGCGAGUAAUUCAUCCAGCGGUAGUCUUUGCUUGAGCGGUACUCUGAAUCCGGCGAAGGUCGCGGGAAAGAUAGUCGUUUGUGACCGAGGAGGGAACUCUCGAGUUCAAAAAGGGUUGGUGGUAAAAGAAGCCGGUGGUUUAGGGAUGAUUCUAGCUAACACUGAAGCAUAUGGGGAAGAACAAUUAGCCGAUGCACAUCUCAUACCCACGGCGGCCGUCGGCCAAAAAGCCGGCGACGCAAUAAAGAGCUACAUCUCCUCUGAUUCAAACCCAACAGCAACAAUCAGCACCGGCACCACAAGAUUAGGAGUUCAACCGUCGCCGGUGGUGGCCGCAUUCAGUUCUCGUGGCCCUAAUCUCCUCACUCCGCAGAUUCUCAAACCCGAUCUGAUAGCACCGGGUGUGAACAUUCUGGCUGGAUGGACCGGCGGCGCUGGACCAACUGGUUUAGACAGCGAUAAGCGGCACGUGGCCUUCAACAUCAUCUCUGGGACAUCAAUGUCUUGUCCUCACAUCAGUGGAUUAGCCGCUCUUCUUAAAGCCGCUCAUCCAGAUUGGAGCCCAGCCGCUAUUAGAUCUGCCCUAAUGACCACAGCAUACUCCACAUACAAAAAUGGCGAAACGAUUCAAGACAUAUCCAACGGAUCACCAUCAACGCCGUUCGAUAUCGGAGCCGGACAUGUAAAUCCAACGGCUGCCCUCGAUCCUGGCCUUGUUUACGAUACCACCACCGACGAUUACUUGGCCUUCCUCUGUGCCCUAAACUACAGCUCACUUCAAAUUAAAGUAAUCAGCAAGAAAGAUUUCACAUGCAAUGGAAACAAGAACUACAAAUUGGAGGAUUUGAACUACCCUUCUUUUGCAGUUCCAUUAGAAACACCUUCCACCAAAAGAGGUGAAAAUGUUGCUCCGACCACCGUAAAAUAUACGAGGACACUGACCAACAAGGGUGCUCCAUCGACGUAUAAAGUGUCAGUGACGGCGAAAAUUUCGUCAGUGAAGAUUGUGGUGGCGCCAGAAUCAUUGAGUUUUACAGAGGCAAACGAGCAGAAGAGUUAUACAGUGACUUUCAUUGCUUCUCCAAUGCCGUCGGGGUCUCAGAGCUUUGCUCGUCUGGAGUGGUCAGAUGGGAAACACAUUGUGGGAAGCCCCAUUGCUUUCACUUGGACUUAACUUCAAUACCCACAAGAAUCUUCCAUAGAAUUGAAACAAGUAUUCUCCUUUAUGACUUGUAUUGUUUAGUAUUGUCUGUCCUAGCCAGUGUUUAACCAUAUUAUAUAUUCAUGGGAAAGGAAAAAAUAGAAAGAAAGAAAAGGUGGCAAAAAAAUUGUACAGAAAAUUCUAGCAGAUUUGGCUUUCUUUUACAAGUUUAUAACAUCAAAUCAAGAAUUCCCAUUC